UAGAGGUAGAGGUAGAGGUAGAGGUAGAGGUAGAUAGGUAGGUAGGUAGAGACCCCCCUCGGGCUUUUACGGCAUGCAUGUACCCCCCAGGUAACAUUCGACCCCCACUUGCGGUCGGUUGAGUCGAAUGUUAGAGCGCGGUCGGCGACGACCAUCACCGUGGCGUCUUGCCGUCUUGCCUACAGUUGCAGUCGGCGCUUCACUUCGCGAGUACUCACAUUGUGCGCGCGGCGACUACCCCGGCAAAAAUACUCGAUAUUCGUUGCAAUAGAUAAAAUGUAAAUUGUAAAAUCGAUACCCAAAUUUCUCGCGCGGAGAUCGCAAAAAAAAUCAAUAAAGCGAGUAAGACUGAGAAAUCGGCGUUUCGUUGCGGUUAUGGUACGGACCCUCGCAAACACUUACUAGUGAGUUAUUCGAGUACUUGAAUUUCCCCGGGUAAGAUCCAAGACAAAGUGUAUCCGAGAUCUUUACAUCCAAUCACGAGUGGAUCGCGUGAGGAACAGCGAGCGAGCGAGCGACCCUUUGUCGACCGAUCAACGUCCUGACGCUGAUUUCAUCUCGCGAGAUCGCUGAGAACGAGAGCACUUUGCUUUACCAAAUUUGGCAUCUGAUUUGACAUCUGACGUCAGUGAUCAGUAUAACCAGACAGAAAUCAAAGUCAGUGCGAAAAGUAGACAGAAACAGAGGAACGCACAUACCUUUCGUGCCGCGCAAAGAAGGAUACGUUCUUACAUGCGUUAUUACGUCAUCGCGAAUACAAGUCGCGAAACGAUAACGCUUCGAUAAUAGUAUACACGUGCACUACGACAACGUUCAGCAUCAUACGCUGUGACGGCCGACGACGUAUUGUCAUUAUACAGUUCGUCGCACACGUAGCGACAAAUGCACCAUCUUUGCCACGGAUGACGUCUUGCGGGUUUUCGAAAAUGAGUUGGAUCAUCUUACUGGCUUUCGGCGCCGUCUGUCACGGUCUCCCUACUGUGGCUAACGAGUCGGUGGUUGAUACGAGCACGACCGAAGAUACUGGAAACGUUUCAGAAGCAACCACCGUAUCCGAAGUGAAAGGUCAUUCAAUGGAUGAUAUAAUGCCGGGAACGAAACCAUCGCUGAUUUCUGUGCUAUUUGUCGACGUUCCAGAGCAUACGGAAACGGAACUAGGCUCGUCCGUGCUAUUGGCAUGUCGGACUGCUAAUCCUGUGGCCGAGUGCCAAUGGUCCUGGCAGCCUUUGCCACCGGUUCACUUGCCGCUUCCGGACUUGAGUGAAAACCCGCCGGUUUCUACACCCACGGCGAUCUCGACGAUCACUACCACGGCAACUCCUACGACUCGUCCGUUACCAGUACGACAGUUUCCCGCGUUCGGCAAUAAUAGCAAUGAUUGCUCCGUAAGAUUCUCAAGUACCAAGUACGAACAGACAGGAUACUGGACCUGUGCCGCAAGAACGUCUACAAACGAUCCUUUCACCAGCACUAAGCCCGCCAAGCUCAGCAUCGUCAACGCUAAUCACGGUAUUCUCAUCACGUUCGUGAAACAUGAAAACGUCAUUGAAGUGCCAGCAGGAUCUUCGGCACAAAUAAUGUGUCAGACCAAGUCGUCUGUGCGCGAAUGUCAGUGGUCCUGGCGACAGCUGAACCAAUCGCAACCUUGGAACCUCGAUGUAAAAUCGUUCCCAGCUUUCGGUAACAACAGCACAGAAUGUAGUAUCAAGUUCAAGAACGUCCUGCCGGAGCAGGAAGGCUAUUGGACCUGCGGUGCACGAAGCGAUCCGAAUUCCUCAUUCACCCAGUCCACACCUGUUCGAUUCCUCAUAUCGGAAGUUGAAUUCGUGCAGUUGUCGCGAGGCGUGCAAGUUGCAGCUGGUGAAUCGGUCUUUUUACGAUGCUUGGCGAACAAGCCGGUGGUACAAUGCGAAUGGUCGUGGAGAGCGUCAAACUCGAGCAAGGAACCGCUGUUGAUUAAGAAAUUUAUUCCAAACAAGGACGCCGAUCACGAUUGUUCCGUGCGAUUCAAGAAUGUUUUGUACGAAGAGGAAGGACUAUGGACUUGCGGAGUCCGUUUGACGCCUGAUGGGAUCUUGCAUACGGCACCUGCGGCCACUGUCAAUCUUUUGCCUACCGCUAAGAUAAGCUUUGUCCAAGUGCCGAUGGAUACAGCGGUGCCAAUAGGUACGGAGAGUACACUCAAGUGCGUUACCAGUAGCCGUGUGGAAAAAUGCGCCUGGACCUGGAGGUCGCUUCACGGCAGCGAUCCGGAAAUCGUCGUCAAUGAAUUUCCCAGUAACGGUGACCUCGGUCGCGACUGCUCGCUCCAUCUUUCGCACGUGUACGCAGAGAAACAAGGUCACUGGAGUUGCCAAGUAUCCAUUACAUCGCUCAACACUGUUCUGACGUCACCAUCUGCCAAGCUCACGGUUUUUGAGCAAGAGGAAUUAAAGUUCUCGGAGUUGUCACAGGAUAUUCAGAUCUCCUCCGGCGGUAGCGUUCUGCUGCGCUGCGUGACUUCUAUAGCGGUAGAACAAUGCCGUUGGUCACUCACUCCGGUCAACUCCAACACCACCGUAGUUGUGAAGCAAUUUUCGGCAGCUGGAAACGAGGCUCGCGAUUGUAGUGUUCGUUUGAGCCACGCUCUCGCCGAACAAGAGGGGCUCUGGACUUGCGGUGCUAGGAUACACGGUCGACAGAACUAUACGGAUGCACCGCCUGCUAAGUUAAGCCUUCUCGAGCCAGGAUUUGUGGUCUGAGCGAUAUCGCGACAAUCGUUGCAACUAAUUGCGAUCGCGAGUGCACUGAGGCGAGCUGUAGGCGAAUUUUGCAUGUGCGUGUACAUAUGUGUAAACCAUGGAUUCUGACGCACGCACAUCUUUGCGAUCUACGGUAGAUCGCAAAGUUUCACGGCACUAAUAUCGAUUGGACGACUUUGUGCCAUUGAGCGAACUAGGAAACUCAAUGACAAAUUAUUAUAUCAAAUUAAAUUAGUAAGUUAUUAGCGAAUAUGAUCAAUUUAUUUUCUGACGUCAAGAUAUCCAUUCAAAUUACUUAUCACAUAUCGUAUAUAUCGUAUAUGUUAUUUUUAUGUUAACAGCAGAAUGCGUAAAAUUAAAAAAAAGAAAAGACAAUGUCUCUGGAAGUUUUAAUUCCAUACAAUAGAUUGUAGCUUUCAGUACAUUUCUUUUUUAAACGACAUAUCUUUUGUGGUUUUUGUCUAUAGCAAAAAAGAUUGAUAUUAAUAUUCGCGGAGUUGAUUCACGCGACGAUAAUUCAGUUCUCAUUGCGACACAAUUCAAUCGUCCAGUCGAAAGAUAAAAACCGUCUUCAUAACUUAUCAUUCCACGUCUGUGUAUAUUCAAAUAGUGUGGAGGGAAUCCGCAUGAGGGAAUCCGCAAAUUGAUAGCAUGGAAAAGCAUCAGUUAGCAGACCUCGCGCAGCAGGCGAAGGUGAAGGUAUCGAUACUCGUGAAUGUUCCGAAAACUGUCGUGGACGGGAUGACGUGUGACGUGGAUUCGCACCAAGCCGAUAAAACUUCAUGUCAUUAAAUUAGCGGUGGAAGAGCGAGUGCUUGUGAGUGUCUGUGAGUCGUUUGUUGCCUAUUGGCAGCCGCUCUCACAUAUGCUAGAGAAACAAUUGCGAUCGAUUUUAUCGUAUCUGUAGAUGCUGAAUGAGAAUGAUACACAGUUAUCACAUUUCGUCUGUUACAUUCUGUCACUUGUUUUCACAGCACGCAACUCUUGUUGCAAAAAUCGUUGAGCUCAAAUUAGAACGUUUAGCGACUUUUAUAUUCUAUCUCUUAAUCACGUAGUAUUGUGCAUUGAGUAAGAGGUAACAAAAUGAUCAAACGAUUGCCGGCAGAUGCAAAUAUUUAGUUUCAUUGUGAUAUAAUAAAUUUUCAGUUAUUAAAAAAGUCUUGUUUAUUCGAAGAGCAAUUUUAUAUGUAUACUGCGCAUUUUUCAAAUUACAUCAAAUCGAACAAAACACGAUAAGUAAAUGCAUUUUUCUAUUAUGUUGUUCAAAGAAAUGGUAAUCUAAGUACAUUUUUUUAUGUUAUUCAAAAAAUUACAAAAUUAUUAUUUGUGUGCUUGUCAUCAUUUUCUAUUUUAUCACACAACACGCAAUAUUGAUUUUUAACUUAAUUGCAUUGUCAUGUAUUUGCAUUAUACAUUUAUUACCGUUAGAUCGUCCUACCUUAUUACUGAUCGCAUUCGUUAUUGUUUUCCACUGGCGAUUCUCCAAUAAACCUUGAAAUUUAUCGAUUCGUCGUGCGCCGCUUGGCAAAUCACAAAUUAGCAAUUUUGUUAUUCUCGGUGGUUAAGAAGUCGUAUUACACAAGUCGCAAUAAAUUGCGGUUUUUCCCUAGUAAUCUACCCAUGCCAUUAUUAAGCGAUACAUGUAUGUAUGUAUGUAUGUAUGU
This is a messenger RNA of Linepithema humile (Argentine ant), 4405 nucleotides long. The record is from RefSeq and is a predicted model, not a curated record. Lineage: Eukaryota; Metazoa; Arthropoda; Insecta; Hymenoptera; Formicidae.